This is a messenger RNA of Thermothielavioides terrestris NRRL 8126, 893 nucleotides long. RefSeq lists its product as uncharacterized. The record is from RefSeq and is a predicted model, not a curated record. Lineage: Eukaryota; Fungi; Ascomycota; Sordariomycetes; Sordariales; Chaetomiaceae. The transcript is spliced from 2 exons. Bases 409 to 738 code for a protein of 109 amino acids.
ACAGCCGGAUCGAAUCUCUGUUCUUAUAUUCGGGACAUCGGGGGAGCAAGCACCCGAGAGAGAGAUCAGGCGACGGGAACACACACACCGAGCACCAACAUAACGGGGUGGGAUACACUUUGCGUCCUGCGCGGGCGGGCGGCUGUCAUAUUUGCACGAGGACGCAUAAUCAGGGCCUGUUUCGAAGAAAAACAGCGAAGCCCUCUCUGUCUUUUUUUUUUUCUAGAUAGAAACCAGUGCCGCCAAGCUCCGUCAUCUCCCUCACGCGACCCCCAACACCAAGCCGAGAUAUCUCCGGCUCGAAGCAAAAGACAGCUACAACAACCCAAGCCACCCCAAGACCCGGGCAACGCCACCACCAACGCCUCACCCAAACAGACCCAAACCGGAAUUGUAUCCGCACCACCGAUGCCCUCCAUCAACGACAACAAGCACAACGAGGCGACCGACGCCUCCUGGGAAGCCACGCGCGGCGCCGUCUACGGCGCCGUCAAGUGGGGCGUGGCGAGCGCCCUGCUCGGCGGCCUGGGCUACGUGCUGUCGCCCGUGUACCGGGGGCUGACGAUCCAGUUCAAGGUCUACCUGCAGAUGUCGGGGAUGGUGCUGGGCAGCAUGAUCGAGGCGGACCGGCGGCUAAGGCAGUACGAGGCGCGGAUCAGGAUGCAGAGGCGGCUGGCGACGGAGCAGGCUUACUGGCAGAGCAUUGAGAGGGAGUUAGGGAAGGAUGAGGAUGAAUGAGAGCUGAUGGUUGACGAGGGAGGGGUUUGGGAGGAAAUGCCGGGCGUGUAAGUUGGAUAAGACGGGAAAGUUGAUUAGCCGUGGGGGGGGCGUAAGAGAUAGGCGGGCUCGCUCUCGCGGCUUGUAAGAAUACAUCACGCCGUUCAUUCGAUUCA